CCUGGUAAGGAUGCAAGCAAGAGAACGGUGAAAGUUCGAAGGUGCAUAAAAUUGCAGACAUAUAAAGCUUCGAAGAGACCCGCCGUACUCCUGCAAAUCAGCGGGUGCUUUCAGGGACUAAGGAACCAUGGCUUCUCGCGCCCCCAGGAUGCUGGCGGUCCUCCUGGUGCUCCUCGCGGGGACGGCCUCCGGCAUCAAGUUCAAAGGCUUCGGCGGCGGCGGCAAGAAGGGCGGCGGCGGCUACGGCGGCGGCAAGACCGUCUACCUGAUUCCCGUCCAGAUCCCGCUCUACCAGCCCUACAGCGGCCACGGCGUCGGAGGCAGUUAUGGCGGAGGCGGAUUCGGAGGCGGGCACGGAGGCGGAUUCGGAAGCGGGCACGGAGGCGGAUUUGGAAGCGGUGGGUAUGGAGGAGGCGGAUUUGGCGGUGGCCACGGAGGCGGAUUUGGCGGAGGAGGAUUCGGAGGAGGUGGCUUAGGAGGAGGAGGAUAUGGCGGAGGUGGUUUCGGCGGCGGCCAUGGAGGAGGAAUCGGAGGAGGUGGAUUCGGCGGCGGCCAUGGAGGAGGAAUCGGAGGAGGAGGAUAUGGAGGAGGUGGCCAUGGAGGAGGAAUCGGAGGAGGUGGAUUCGGAGGCGGCCACGGAGGCGGUGGAUUCGGAGGCGGCCACGGAGGAGGUGGAUUCGGAGGCGGCCACGGAGGAGGUGGAUUCGGAGGAGGAGGAUAUGGAGGAGGUGGCCAUGGAGGAGUAAUCGGAGGAGGUGGCCAUGGAGGUGGACACGGAGGCAGCGGCGUAUUUAUCGAUGGAGGCGGAAUCGGAGGCGGCCAUGGAGGAGGAAUCGCGGGAGGAGGCUAUGGAGGAGGUGGCCACGGAGGCGCUGGUGGGUUCGUGGAUGGAGGCGGACACGGAGGAGGAUUCGGAGGCGGACAUGGAGGAGGGGGAUUCAUCGACGACCACGGGGCUGGCGCUGGAGGCGGAUACGGAGGCGGAGGCGGAGCUGGACACGGAGGAGGAUUCGGAGGCGGCGGUCACGGGGGCGGCUUUGCGACCGGAUUCUCGAAUGGCGGAGGUGGAGUAGUGACAUCAUCGCACGGAGGCGGCGGUGGAGGAUACCACAAGUAGAGGAUCCCGGAGACUCCUCACAUAUUUUUUCGUCCUUUCUUUCUUUCUUCUUUUUUGUAUUCCUUUUCAAAAAUUUUAAAUAAAAAUUUAGUACCA
Messenger RNA from Penaeus chinensis, 1213 nucleotides. RefSeq names its product glycine-rich cell wall structural protein 1-like. NCBI's taxonomy places the organism in Eukaryota, Metazoa, Arthropoda, Malacostraca, Decapoda, Penaeidae. The record is from RefSeq and is a predicted model, not a curated record. Bases 128 to 1117 code for a protein of 329 amino acids. The transcript is spliced from 4 exons.